CGGGUCGUCUUGUGCGCAUGUGAUCAUUUGGUAAAUUUGGUAGUUUGGCUUGUCAGUAGCUGAUUUCGAAGUACGCAGAGGAGGUGUUAAAUGAGAGCGGGCGGGACCGUGAUUGGACGCUGCCAAAAUAGUGACAAAGCUUACGAACCAACGCGCGGCUCGAGACUGUAAAUGUGUGACUGUGUCCGACGCGGCAUGCAUGCCUGAUCGGUGGAGAGUAUUCGGAACGACUGCUACAGCACGUUUACAUAUCUGGAAUAUACAUCAGACGAACGAACCAGUUGUUAAACACCGGAGCUUCCCAAGCAUCAAGCAAGUUUAAGUCUGGGAACGUCAUACUUAGUGAGACUUGGUAUGAUGACGCACAGCAGGAGCGGAUCCAUUGACACGCAGACCAAAUUUGACUUCGAGAACACAGACAUGGAUAGGGGAAGUGUGUACAGUGACAGCGAGAGUGAAAGGGACAGUCCGGCUUGCAUCUCAGAGAGUGAGCCCGAACAGGACGGUAACAAGUCGUAUGCUUUAAGCAAGAGCGACGGCAACCUUAGUCAAAAUGAGACAAGACUACAUCGUCCACAUUUGCCAGUGGAACCUCCACGAACUACAUCAUCUUCUUUUCUUAUAAAAGACAUUUUAAGUGACUUGAAUACGAAUGAAAUUGAGCGCGAUUGUCAGAAAACAGCGAGUUCAACACAAAUAACAACAACAACAAAACUGCUAACAGAAGUGAUAACGUCGGGGCCACAAGAAACGCACAAUCACCAUGUAAGCGACAAAUAUGACGAAAUAAACACAACAGCUGUGACGUGCGACCCGAAAAUUACAAGUACCCCAAUUUGCAACAAGAGGCCGGCUCCAGAAGACGAAGACGAAUACGAUGACGAGGAAGAUGAUGUUUGCCACACUGAAGGUAAAGAUAAUGAAAUUAGCUCAAGUCGCGAUAGCCCACUCGCCAGGACCGGUAAGAAGCAGCGGAAAGCUCGCACGGCAUUCACCGAUCACCAACUGAACACUUUAGAACGAAGUUUCGAAAGACAAAAGUAUUUAUCAGUUCAAGACAGAAUGGACUUAGCAGCAUCCCUUAAUCUGACAGACACGCAAGUUAAAACGUGGUAUCAGAACCGAAGGACAAAAUGGAAACGCCAAACACAGGUGGGUCUGGAGCUUUUAGCAGAAGCGGGCAGUUACAAUGCCAUGCACCGAAUGUUUCCAUCGCCGUAUUUCUACCAUCCAAACCAGAGUAUAAUUUCAAAUAUGGACAGUAUAUACAGCCUUCAUGGCGCCCAGAGGCCGAUGUUUCCCAGAGUAUUUCUUCAUGGGCUUCAACAGCACAUUAAUCAACUCCCGGUUGCUCCAAGAGCCAUACAUCCGGGCCAGCCCCUGCCACAUUGAACGGACAGCUUGUUGUCACGUGACCUAGGAACUCUGUACCAAUUCCACGAACAUCUGCAGAACAUAGCUACAAAGUUCAUGUAUAUAUUUUAAUAAUACUGUCAACUUUUUCAUAUUGAUGUUUUAUUUCGUAACAAAACAGUUCUUUUUAUGUAUUUAACAGUUGUGUCGACCAUAGAAUAUAAUGUGCUAUAUAAUGGACGAUAUUUUUGCUAUUAAAUAGUUGCCAUUGACACA
Messenger RNA from Saccoglossus kowalevskii, 1629 nucleotides. RefSeq names its product barH-like 2 homeobox protein. The record is from RefSeq and is a predicted model, not a curated record. Lineage: Eukaryota; Metazoa; Hemichordata; Enteropneusta; Harrimaniidae. Gene Ontology annotation, biological process: regulation of DNA-templated transcription. Gene Ontology annotation, molecular function: DNA-binding transcription factor activity, RNA polymerase II-specific; DNA binding.